UCGGAUGGAAGGUUGGGUGGAGGGCUGCCCAGCGCCAUGCAUAUGCCACAGUGAGCCGCGGCCCACCUUGGCCUGCCAACAGCAGGGCCUCUACUCCAUCCCCACAGAGAUCCCCAUUCACAGCCAGCGCAUCUUCCUCCAGAACAACAAGCUUACCGUGGUCCGCUCCACCAGCUUCAGCCCCUGCAGAAACCUCACCGUACUCUGGCUCUACUCCAACAACAUCAGCCACAUCGAGGCUGGUGCCUUCUACGGCCUAGAGAGGCUGGAGGAGCUGGACAUAGGGGACAAUGACCUGAGGAUCAUCAGCCCCACUGCCUUCCGAGGCCUGUCUAGACUGCACACCCUGCACCUGCACAGCUGUGGCUUGUCUGUGCUGCCUGUAGGCGUUUUCAGGGGACUAUUUUCCCUGCAGCACCUCUAUCUCCAGGACAACAGCUUACUGACUCUCCAUGACGAUACUUUUCUGGACCUGGCCAACCUGACCUACCUGUUCCUCCACAACAACAGGAUAAAGACUGUGACGGAUCACAUGCUGCGAGGCUUGGUGAGCUUGGACCGCUUGCUGCUGCAUCAGAAUCGAGUGACCUUCGUCCAGCGCAAUUCUUUUCAUGACCUACGCAAGCUGACCACUUUGUUUCUGUUCUUCAAUAAUCUAACAGUGCUGACAGGGGAGACCAUGGAUCCACUGGUGUCCCUCCAGUACCUGCGUCUGAAUGGGAACCAGUGGAUCUGUGACUGCCGGGCCAGGACCCUGUGGGACUGGUUUAAGGGAUUUAAAGGGUCUAGCUCAGAGCUUGAGUGCCAUGUUCCGGCCAGACUGUCCGGAAAAGACCUGAAACAGCUAAAGAUCCCUGACCUGGAAGGUUGCUAUGACAGCUCUGACCAUACUUGGAUUAGCGUGUUCAGUUCCAAGACACGAUCUGGAAAACUCACCACGGAGAGUCCACUUAGGGCUGGUAUUCCCAGGUGCUGCCUCUCAGAUAAAGACAAGUCGUCCAUCAUCUCCAGUAAGGGUCUCCCAGAUCCCUCCUCCUACAACAGUAGACAAAUCACCAACGAUCCUCUGAAGGAGAAAGAGAACAUCUCCAAAACGAAGCUGUUGGAAGCUGACCCCAACAAACCCCAGAACAAACAUAGUUUGAACGAUGGGCCAGUGGGAACAUUAUCUAACAACCUGGACCAGUCCUCAGAGGAUCUAAGCCCCUCCAAUGACCCUGAAAAUAAGAAAAGGUGUGCAAAGGAGAACAUGUCAGACCCUCUGUGUCUCAAGUCCCACGGAUCUACAAUUGGAGCAUGGAGGCUUGUCUUUCUGCCUGUGUUUUGGCUAUCCUUAGACUUCUGUUAGAAGUUACA
Messenger RNA from Oncorhynchus nerka (sockeye salmon), 1356 nucleotides. Its product is annotated as reticulon-4 receptor-like. The transcript has a single exon. The coding region runs from base 5 to 1348 and encodes 447 amino acids. The record is from RefSeq and is a predicted model, not a curated record. NCBI's taxonomy places the organism in Eukaryota, Metazoa, Chordata, Actinopteri, Salmoniformes, Salmonidae. Gene Ontology annotation, molecular function: protein binding.